This is a messenger RNA of Toxoplasma gondii ME49, 646 nucleotides long. RefSeq lists its product as hypothetical. Lineage: Eukaryota; Apicomplexa; Conoidasida; Eucoccidiorida; Sarcocystidae. Bases 143 to 646 code for a protein of 167 amino acids. The transcript has 2 exons. The record is from RefSeq and is a predicted model, not a curated record.
GACGAAAGAAACAGACACUCAUGUGUGCCGGUUAACACGGCUCUUCUAGUCUUUUAAGGGAGGGCUGCCGAACGAACGUCGUGGGCUUUGUUGUGCCGCAAGAUGGCGACGUCCGGCGUUAGCUGCAAGACGGUCGGGCGUGAUGAUAACUCGUCUUCUGUCUGCGAAUUCCUCUCCUAAAGUUACUCAUUUCCGUGGCGUCCUGUCGGCAAAUGUACUAUGUCGGCUUAGCAUCAAGACAGUCGGGCGCGACAAUAUCAUGUUUUCUGGCUGUAAAUCCCUCUUCCAAAGUCAUUUCAUUCAUUUCCGCGGCGUCCAGCCAAGGUGUAACGAGGGCACGACGGCGACGAAGAGCCAACUCCGCGCAUCUGUCCUUCCCCAGACCAGACAGACACGUUUUGGCCCUCCUCUUCCCAACCAAACAAAGCGCGGAAAUGUUCCAUGUCGCAGAAAACGGCAGCCGUACCAACUCGUCUUCGUUCGUCCACAGACCACGCCUUGUCGGACGACUGGCUCCUGCGGUGUACGUACACCCCGGCAUACUCGAGCGGAACGCGACGAACUCGACCCGCUUUGCUGUGAAACUCUAAUCCACAUGGACAAAACGAACCGCCAGGUUCGCCGUUUUUGUCUCCAGCGAAAAUGA